AUGAAAAAUACACCUCUUUACACCUUCAUUGCUUUUACAGUUGGAGGUGGUAUUAUGAGUCUACCUUGGGCUAUGAUGAACUCAGGAUGACUGCUCAGCCUUGUUGUAUUUUGCCUUAUUUGUUUCACAUACUGAAUAAUUUACAAUUCCUUGAUCUACGCUAUUGAAGGCUCCGCUAACCACAACUACGCUGCAGUGGUCAAAUUCUACUACGGCAUUUGGCCUGCCAGAGGAGUUUUAGUCGCAAUUUGUAUUCACUGUGUACUUCUUAUGAGCAUCCACUUUAUUCGUAUAAUGGAGCUAUUUAGAUUCGUGACUGUUUGAAUAGGGAUUUUUUCUAAAGAAGAUUUUACUUUAUGAGUUGACACGCUUAUUAUCAUGAUAAUUUCUAUUCCUUUAUUUAUUUUUGGGUCAUAUAUUCGGCUUCAUACACUGAAACAUAUCCCAAUCUUCAUAUUUUUUGCAUGGGUCUAUUUAAUUUUACUUGCUAUUAAAGAUAUUUUACUUGGAAAUGUCAGAGAAACAGGCCCACCUGCUAUUGAGAUGAGAAACAGCACUGAUAUUUUGUGGACGGCCAUUGAGUCGUUUAAUGCGAUUCAAUGUGUCCCUAUUAUUUAUCAAGAAACGCAAGACAGCCUUUUAAUUAGGAAAUCAAUUACAAGAGGGCUCAUUAUUGCGUUUUUGCUGUUUUCAGUAUCAGGGAUCAUAGGGUCAAAUUUUCAUAAGGGGAAAAUUACAGAAUUGUCAUUGGUCCAUUUUAGCAUUAAUAAUGCUAAUUUAAACAGAGGAAUUGAUUAUUUUAUGGUUAUUGGGAUUCUAGGGAUUAUUGUUGCUUUAGUUUUCUCAAUUCUCUUACUGAUAAGCCCAGCAAGACUCUCCGUAAAUCAAUUGGCUAAAGGGGUUUAUUUCAGCUAUAAUAAAACAGAGCAUCAUAUUAUCACUUAUUUAAUAUUGGCAACUAGCAUGGUUUUACCGUUAAUUUUUUCUUUUGAUUUGAAUGAUUUUAUGCUUUUGAGAAAAGUCUCAAAACUGCUGUUUUGCCUUUGCUAUCCAUUUUUGAUUUAUAUGAUGGUUGAUAAGUCACUUCUGAAGAAAAUUGCUUUUGGGGUCUGGAUAGGAUUUUUGUUUUUCGCUUGCAUUUAUGGAAUGGAUUGGUAA
Molecule: messenger RNA, 1158 nt
Organism: Blepharisma stoltei
Lineage: Eukaryota; Ciliophora; Heterotrichea; Heterotrichida; Blepharismidae
Source: the annotation of a GenBank genome assembly